AUGGCCCAACAAUAUGCCAGCAAGCAGCCCCAAGGCUACAGUAACUACCUCAAGACUGUCGCCAUCGUUGGCGUUGGCGGCCAAGUAGGCAAACACAUCGUCGAAAACAUCCUCAAAAACGGCAAGCAAAACGUCAUCGCCCUUACGCGCGCCGACAGCAAAUCUGCGGCGCCAGCCGGCGUCGAGGUCCGCAAAAUCGACUAUGACAACCAACAAACCAUCGUUGACGCACUCCAAGGCGUCGAAGCCCUAAUAAUCACCAUGGCCGUCACCGCCCCGCCCGAACAACAAACCAAACUCAUCGACGCCGCCGCCGCCGCCUCCGUCCCCUGGGUCCUCCCCAACGAGUACGGCGCCGCGAGCAACAACGAGCAGCUCGGAAAGGACACCAUGCUGGGCCCAAAGGCGCAGGGGUACCGCACGCACAUCGAGGAGUUGGGGGAAAGCUCCUGGAUUGGUGUGGCCUGUAGUUUCUGGUACGAGUACAGCCUGGCUGUGAGCCCCGAGGCAUACGGGUUUGAUUUCGCGAAGAAGGAGGUCACGUUCUUCGGGGAGGGGACGGCGAAGAUUAAUACGAGCACGUGGCCGCAGACGGGGCGCGCGGUGGCGAAUUUGCUGGCGUUGAAAGUGCUGCCGGAGGAUGAGCAUGAUAAGGCUCCGACGCUUACGGGGUUUAAGAAUCGGUUUAUUCAUGUGAGUUCGUUUUUGGUGAGUCAGCGGGAUAUGCUGGAUAGUGUCCUGCGAGUGACGGGGGGGAAGGAGGGGGAUUGGAAGAUUACGCAUGAGGAUUGUGAGGAGAGGUAUAAGUCUGGGGUGGAGAUGUUGCAGUCGGGGAACCGGAUGGGGUUUGUAAGAUUGCUCUAUACGAGGGUCUUUUAUCCGAAUGGGGAUGGGAAUUAUGAGGAUAAGAUUGGGUUGGAUAAUGAGGUGUUGGGAUUGCCGAAGGAGGAUCUGGACGAGUGGACGAAGGUUGCGACUGACAUGGCGGCGGAUAGGUCGUGGAGUCAGUUGGGAUGA
Molecule: messenger RNA, 1017 nt
Organism: Bacidia gigantensis
Lineage: Eukaryota; Fungi; Ascomycota; Lecanoromycetes; Lecanorales; Ramalinaceae
Exons: 2
Coding region: 1-1017 (338 amino acids)
Molecular function (GO): oxidoreductase activity
Source: RefSeq, a predicted model, not a curated record